This is a messenger RNA of Tricharina praecox, 3590 nucleotides long. RefSeq lists its product as uncharacterized. The coding region runs from base 101 to 3373 and encodes 1090 amino acids. The transcript has 5 exons. The record is from RefSeq and is a predicted model, not a curated record. Gene Ontology annotation, molecular function: lipid binding. Lineage: Eukaryota; Fungi; Ascomycota; Pezizomycetes; Pezizales; Pyronemataceae.
UUCAAUUGGACACAACAGGAACUGUAUAUCUACCGUACCUAGUCGGAACUUGUCUUCCGGCGAAGUCAAGAAACUGUAACCAGACACGACACGGACGAGCAUGAGCACGAGCAGCACAGUAACCCACCCCGACAGCAAUAGCGCAACAAUGGACGAGAAACGCAUCAAAGAAUUCACGACUGACGGCGUGAACCCCCGCUACGACGAGACGGGGCUUCAGACCUCCAACAAGCUGCACGAACAACCGGCGGACCAACAGCCAUCCGGCGACGACCUGAAGCCGCAGACGGAUCCCUCGACGGAGAACCACAAUCGGCGCGAGGUGACGGAUCCGGUUACGCACCUCCAAAUAGCGAUCCACGACGCCACAGAUACCGAGCUCGAACGGAUUCCGCCGCCGCCCGCGUCGCCGCAGGACCAGCCGGAGGGCACGGCGGAAAGGAAGGAUGACUCGGAUCUGAGGCAUGAUGAGAUGAAUACGCUUGUUAAGGAGGAGACGAAGGGACGGUGGACGGACUAUGCCGAGAGGGAGAGGAGGGGUAGGCUUCGCGCUGCGUUUAUUUCGGGUGGGGCGACGGCGGGGGCUACGGUUGUGGUGUUUAUGUGGGCUAUGAUGAUGGCGGGGUCGGAGGGUGUGGGGUUCCUGUUCCUUGAAAUGGUGAUUGGGAUUGUGGGAUGUGCGGUGGUGGGUCUGGGAGCGGGCGCGAUGGUCUGGACGUACACUGCGGUUGCAGACGAUGACGGUGACGUCGAGAAAGUGGUGGAGCAGAAGAAACCAUUACCCACAAGCAAACAGCACAAGCCUCCGGAAUCCGCAGCCUGGGUCAACUCUUUGCUAUCGUCGUUAUGGCCCAUCGUCAAUCCGGCGCUCUUCAAUUCCAUUGCCGAUAUGCUCGAAGAUGCGAUGCAGGCAUCACUUCCGAAGCUCGUCAAAGGUGUCCGGGUUGCCGAACUCGGCCAGGGAAACGAGAGCUUGCGCAUUCUCGGGAUCCGAUGGCUUGAGACUGGCGACGCUGCCGAGGACAAGCAGGGCAUGCCGGGCGAAGAAGGAGAUUUCGCCAACUUUGAAAUCGCCGUAGCGUACCGCUCGCGACCACCGGCGCAUUCCACGCGAGGCUUGCGCGGCCGCAGUCGCAACGCCCACCUGCUGAUCGAAUUCUCGGCCAUGGGAGGGGUCAUGUUUCCAGUCUGGGUAGAGGUAACAGGAAUCCUUGCUACAGCGAGGAUGCGUAUCCAACUUACCCCGAAUCCUCCAUUUCUGGGCCUAGCGACACUCACCUUGCUCGGACAGCCAAAGGUCAACGUUUCAUGUGUGCCUAUCGCAAAGAACUUUCUGAACAUCAUGGAUGUGCCCGUGCUAAAUCGGUUCCUCCAAAGUAGCAUCGAUUCGGCUAUCAGCACAUAUGUGGCACCCCGCAGCUUGACGCUGGAUCUCAACUCCCUCCUGACCGGGAAGGAGAAGAUGGAUACGGAGGCUGUGGGGGUUAUCGUCGUCAGGGUCAUCAGAGCAACAGGCUUCAAAUAUGGCGAUGGCGGCAAGAAGUGGCUACCUGGGGCCAUGAAAAGAGGUGAUCCAUAUGUUGCUAUUGGCUGGGGCAAGUGGGGAAAGGGGAUGUGGAGUACCAGGAUCAUCGAAAAUGAAGGAGAGCCGGUUUGGGAUGAGACGGACACGAUGCUCGUGGGACCGACGGAGGUUGGUGCAGACGAAAACCUGCGGCUGCAGCUGUGGGAUUCUGAUCGAACCACAGCGGACGAUCUUUUAGGAGUCGUGGAAAUCCCACUCAAAGAUGUCAUGACCCAGGACUCCAUGAAGAACCGUAUUUUAGAACGCGAAGACGACUUUGUUGACUACGAAGGAAAGCCCUGCCCUGGAAAACUGUGGUGGAACGUCGGAUACUUCUCGAAGCCGGACUUUGGCGAGUACCUUGCCCAUCGUGAAGGCGUCGAUGUUGAGGAGGCAAAGAGACAGAUUGAGAAGGAGGCCGAGCGGAAACUCAGGGAAGCCGGUGGACUUGACGAAACUGGAGAAACAGCACAGCAAAAGAAGGAAGACUUGAAAGAACAGAGCGAUAAGAUCAUUGCCAACACGCCUCCAAACACCGAUUACCCUAGCGGAAUCCUGUAUAUCGGGAUCCAGCAGAUCGUGGGGCUUGAAGUGGAGAGGGUAAGGGAUUCGGGUGUCAAAGAGGCAGAGGACGAGGAGGGCGAAGAUCUCCCUAGCGCUUAUUGCACAGCUAUCAUCAAUCACGAGAAGGUGUACAAGACGCGGACGAAGCUGAAGGAUAACAAGCCUUUCUUUGAUGCCAGUGUAGAGCGCUUCAUCCGUGACUUCCGAACAACGACACUCAUCAUUUCGGUUCGAGACCACCGUCCCCAUGAAGCCGACCCGCUCUUGGGAGUUGUCGUCCUACCGCUCGAUCGCAUCUUCGCAUCUGGUUCACAGGUGGUGCAAUCCUUCCCGCUCGUCGGGGGUAUCGGAUACGGCCGAGUUCGUCUCUGUUUAAUCUUCCGCAGCGUCUACCUCCGAUUACCGCCGCCAUUGAUGGGCUGGAGCACGGGCACACUUGAAGUCUCGCCGCACGCCUCCGCCUCCGAAGGACUUCCUCAAGACCUUGCCCAAUGCCGCCUCGUCUUCCGCACUCUCUACAGCAAACACAAGAUGUUCCCAAACUCGGACGCACCCAGGGAGUGGAGCCGGAAGCGCCGCGAUCGUUCGCUCCACCUUGCCGUGUGUAAACGUUAUGCCUCUUGUCUCCUCGUCCAGUUCCGAAAGUACUCUCUCGGACCCGACACGACGCCCGCGUUCGCCGUGCUGUGGCUCAAAGACAUUGCCGACGACGACGAGGUCGAGCUCGAGCUGCCGGUGCGAAAGGGCCACCUAAAGCGGGCCGUCAAAAACGCCGACAACGAAGGGGAGCAAGUGGGCGUGUUGAAAGUCCGGGUGAAGUUCUGGCCCGGCCUCAGCGGGUACCACCAACACAUGGCCGCGGCGAACACGAACAUGGCGGAUGUCAUGCAGGUGCUCGAGGCGGCCGAGGACGCCAAAGCCGUGGAGGGGUACCACUCCGAGACAUCGUCCUCGUCGGACUCCUCGGACGACGACGAAGACGCCUACAACGACGCAAAAAGGGACAACGCCGACCACGAUGACGGAAAACGCGGGCUGACCGAUGAACUGAAGGACUAUAAAUGCAAUCGCAAAGACAUGCACCGCCGACACCGCGGGCUGAUGCAGUUCCGGACGGCGAGGCAGGUCGCCUGGAUGGGACAUAAGGUCGAGGAGAAGUCCCAUGAGCUCGGCGAUAAUCUCAAGUCGAGGUUGAAACAUCGGGGGAGAGCGGCCGACGCCCAAAAAGUCGAGACGGAGGUUUAACUUGUGUACUCUACUCACAGCUGGGAUCGGAUCGGAGAAUUGGUUUCGAUUCGAUGUGGGGUUGCUUUGCUUUUUCUUUCUGUUCUUUGGGCCGGGAUUCGAAUUUCGCACGCGGUAUUUGGGGCGUUUGAUAUUCUUUAUGUAACUGCUUUGCGUCUGUCCGGAAUUUACCUACCUACAUACUCUGCACACAUACAUACAGUCCACAGGCAGAGUA